UUAGUGGCAUGUGCAGUUAUUUCAUGAGAUCGGCUUCUAUUGUUUAGUUGUUAAAUGUAUUAUAACGCCAUUUUGAUAUCAGAAGUUGAAUAUGAAUUUUAUUUAAUACGUUUUCUUUAAAUAAUCUAUAUUUUAAUGUACAUUAAAGAAUUACGAAAGAUUUUAAUUUGAAAAUAGAAACGAUGUUCUGCAUCCAAGAGUCAGAUCACAAAGAUCCGUUCUCAUCGGACCAAGAUCCUCUGGAAGGCCCUUCGGAAUCCAGCGACGAUGAACCGGCCUCCAAACGCCUGAAAACCUAUGAUUCUCCAUCUCUGAACCUCAAAGUGUAUCAGAUACCUGCCUACAACGCUUCAAAGUCACUAUCGAUAUAUCCAACGGCACCGCAGUUACCUAUAUUCGUCAAUAAUCCUUUAAAUCUGGCCAACCCACUGGCUCUGAACACAACGGUUCAGGUCGAUAAUGUAGUCAAGAAUUUACAUAGUCGAUACUCCCUGCCUGCAAAAUUGACCAUCACACCGGUCCCCCAAAGCCCUAAAUGUGAGAACGGUCAAAUCGUGAGGUAUAAGAAGAACGGAGAGGUGGCUAAGAAGAGGGGACCUCCGAAGGGCUACAAGAGGAAACCGAAGGUAGACCUCUCGCAGAGCUUGAACAAUGGGGCGCUACAGGCUCAAAAUGUGAUAUUGACAAGUUUAUUGGCAGCCAACAAUACGACGUUAAGUUUGUCGCUUCCGCCUCCGCCUGUGGAGGAGCCCGUCAGAGUCGUCUCGGAGCCGGUUAAGGUACCUGAAGGAGUCGAACUGGUGGAACUACUCCUGGACCCUCAAGACUGGUUUCCGGACGAGCCCUACAAGAUGGUGUUCAGCAGGAAAAAGAACCCUAAAUGGAAGAACUUUCCUUACAUAUGCGAGUUUUGUUUUAAGGGGUACCGCGUGGCGUCGACCCUGGUGUCGCACUGCGGCUCGCGGCACGGCGCCUGCCCGCGCGCGCUGUGCGUGCCGUGCCCGUGCUGCCCGCACGUGUCCCUCCGCCGGAAGCAGCACAAGAAACAUCUGGAGACGCACCACGGAAGGAAGCAUAGGAUAUUUUGCAUGUACUGCCUCCCGCCAGCGGAUCCCGGCGAGCCUCACGUCAAGGAGAACACGAAGUAUCCAUUCGACACCCACCCUCAAUACUGGUACGCCUCCGAGGAGUCGUUGAGGCUGCACAAGAAGCGGAAACAUCCGUACGCGGCGAUGUUCAACUACAACUGGUACUGUACGUGGGGCGAGAACGCGCCGAACAGCUAAUAGGAAGGACAGCUUUAAUUGCACUGGCAACAUUGUGAUGUACGGUAGGAUUUUUAGUUUUUAAGCUGGCAACAUUUUAGUGGAAUUUUUCGAGGCUGGCAAUUUUUUUGUUUUUUUUUUUGUAAGGCCUAUCAGUAUUGCUCGCUGAAGUCUAUUGAGGCUUGUAAACGUUGUUAAGAAGAUACAGUGUUUGUCAAAGUUAAGUAUAAAUUGACACGACCGGCAACAUUAUAAUAUGUAUUAUUAAAACAUGACCAAUGCUGCCAACACAAAAAAAUAAUUAGGCCAGUAAGUUUUUUUUUUUUUUUAAAUUUAAAGUAACAAAUCAAAUUAGUAUUAUUUUAUUUUAGAGACGCAUCAUUUUAUACGUUUUUUUUUUGUACAUAAAAUAUACUUUUGAAUUAUUAGUUUUUAUUAAAUCAAUGGCAUCUGAAUUUUGUAAUGAAAUCAAAGAAUAACCCUUUCUCGUUUGAGAUAGUUUUUAUAA
Molecule: messenger RNA, 1773 nt
Organism: Bombyx mori (domestic silkworm)
Lineage: Eukaryota; Metazoa; Arthropoda; Insecta; Lepidoptera; Bombycidae
Exons: 7
Coding region: 183-1286 (367 amino acids)
Source: RefSeq, a predicted model, not a curated record